AAGAUUGAUCGGAGUUUUAAAAAAUACCGCGAGAGCGAACGGAAAGCACUACUUUGAUCUCAUACUUGUACGUCCAUUGGUCUGCCGAGCGCUGCAUGUCUGAAUGAAAUCGGAAAUGCCUAAAAAGUUUUGAAGACGCGCUUACACAUCGGCGGAUCAAAUGUCACUCAAAGGCGGGUUGCCGCCCUCAAUUGAAAGUUUUAAGGAAACUGACACAAGAAACACGAGUGGAAGCGCUUGUUUCGCUCGUGCUGCGAAACUACUGAGAGGUCUUGAAUGAAGCAAGCAGACAUGCAGCAUCAGACAGCGCUGUGUCCGCCCUACACCGUGUGAGAUCAUCCCAGCCAGACUAAACAGGAACUCUCGUCCUUGGCUCCUGUCUAUGAACCAGCUGAGGUGUCCCCUAUCUCCAUGUCGCCCUCAGCCCGUCUGAAGUAUGUCUCCCUCGGGGUUCUGGUACUGCAGACCACGACGCUGGUGCUAACUAUGCGUUAUUCUCGGACGCUGCAAUCUGAGGGUCCACGUUACCUGGCGUCUUCUGCCGUGGUGUGUGCUGAAGUUCUUAAGAUUGUUGCAUGCAUACUUCUUGUCUUCAAAGACAACAGUUGUAGUAUUCGUGGCCUGAAUCGAGUAUUGGUGGAGGAAAUAAUCAAUAAGCCUCUGUUGACACUGAAGUUGGCCAUUCCUUCUGGCAUCUACACCCUGCAGAACAACCUGCUCUAUGUGGCUCUCUCCAAUCUAGAUGCUGCUACUUAUCAGGUUACGUACCAGCUGAAAAUUCUCACCACAGCUCUGUUCUCAGUGUCCAUGUUGGGUAAAAGACUUGGGAUUUACCAGUGGCUUUCAUUAGUUAUUCUGAUGACUGGUAUUGCACUUGUCCAGUGGCCAACUGAUGCUGCAUCAAGCUCCCAGGAGAAGAAUCUGACUGCAGGCUCUCAGAUUGCGGGACUGGUGGCUGUGCUCGUGGCCUGUUUCUCCAGUGGAUUUGCUGGCGUUUAUUUUGAAAAGAUCCUCAAAGAGACCAAGCAGAGCGUUUGGGUCCGUAAUAUUCAGCUAGGUUUGUUCGGACUGAUUUUUGGACUUGUGGGAGUGUUCGCGUACGAUGGUGAAAGAGUGCAAGUAGAUGGACUCUUUCAAGGGUACAACAAGGUGACCUGGACAGUUGUGGCUCUUCAGGCUUUGGGUGGGUUAGUCAUUGCAGCUGUCAUCAAAUAUGCAGACAACAUUCUGAAGGGCUUUGCCACAUCCAUCUCAAUCAUUCUGUCAACCAUCAUUUCUUAUUUCUGGUUGGAGGAUUUUGACCCUACUAGUGUGUUCUUCUUGGGGGCAGUGCUGGUUAUUGCUGCUACGUUUCUCUACGGUUAUGAAAGAACAACUGCAGUGGUCAUCCCCAGCAAAGUAUAAAAUCCUGGACAGAACAUGAGGAAUAACCAAAAUUCUCAAGACUGUCUGCAGAGAUGCUCGCCAUCAGGUGCAGUCCAGAAGAACGAUUGGAGACCUUGGAGAUGCUAUUGGAGGAUAGCAUAGGAACCACAUGCAGGACUUAAGGGUGAUUUAUAGUUCCUCAUAGGACCUAUAAGCAUAACUUAUAUGUGCAUAACUUUGUGUUUGUGCCGACGUGCACCUCUUCAUAAAUGUAACAAUGUGUCCGUUCUAUGCAGACCGCUAGACUUUCCGCUUGUGAUGGUAAAAACAAAGAUAGGCCAAAUUGAGAAAUGAUCUUUAAAUCGAGAUACAACAAAAUCGCUGUCUAUUAACCUCCAUCACUACUGAUGCUUCUUCAACAGUGUACACAAGAAGCUGCUUUUUCUUCGGCUUUGUCUUGAUACUGUAUACACCAGUGGACAUUGUCUUCUAGUGGUCUGCGUGUGUAAUUGCAUGUCGACGUGAACAACGACGGAAAAGUAAAAAUGGAAACCAACGUAGAGGCUACAGCGUAGGUCCUACGCAGAAGUGUAAAUCACCCUUAAGGACUACAAACACCUAAACCUUGAAUUGUCCGCUGUGUUAUGUGUAAUUAUCAAUGGAGGAACCCGUAGUUUGCAUGAGACCAUGGCUGUGUCCCAAUUCGAAGACUGUGACAGUUUCUUGUCACUGUUUUAGUAUUAUAAGUUAUGUUUUGUAUAAAUAUUAUUCUGUGUAUGUUGUGUAUAUUUCUGAGUUCGCAUUAACAUGUAAUCGAUAGGGAAUGAGAAAUUUAGCCCGAACCCAGAGUACUCCCCCCUCUUUAACUGGGAUAAAUAAAACUAAGGCUGCGUCCGAAAACUCUAAAUUGCUGCCUUCUGAGGCAGCUUUCCAAGACAGGAAGGCAUCAAGGCAUGUCCGAAUUCAAUGUUAGGUUUACUUCCUGUCUCCUGAGAUACCUAUGCGUGGGCUUACAAUAAGAAUGUGAUUGGUCGAGCCUGGUCGAGUUUGAAAAAAUAAAAUGGCGGCCAAGGAAGCGACUGGAGCACAAAUUUAGUGUAAAUGAAGGUACAUUCAAGGUACACCUUUUAAUUGCAUUUCUAGCGAGAAAUUGUUAUUGUAGUUUUCAAAUAUGUGAUUAGUUAUCACAAAGGCGCUCUCUCUGUUUAUAUUUCAAACACGCUGCCUUUGAAGUGUGUCCGAAAGUCUUUCUCUGAGCUCCCUUCAUGCCUCCGAAGUCAUUUCCUCAUGAGGCAGCAAGGCAACGAGUCACUGCCUUGAGUUUUCAGACGCAGCCAUCAUGAAAGUGAGGUGAUGGGGUGGAGGAGGGAUGCGGCAAAAACUGUCAUGGGACAGAGGUGCGGGACUGCUAUUUAUAGACACCUCUUUGCGCUGAUUGGUUGGAUCACAUGACCACGCUCCUCCCGAACUUACUUUAUAUACUGUUGGUUAGUUUACUCUGCAUCAGUGUGUUAUAUUUUCUAAAAUAUAUUUAUGAUAUUUAUGUUUUUCUGGUUCCAUAUUUAUUAUAAUAAGUCAGAAACGUCUCCGCUGUGUCCUGCUGACAGGCGCGGUGGGAGCGUACAGCAGGUGACGCAAAUUAUGGAUCCUCCGAAUGCUAGACCGUUUCAUUUCAAUUCUCUUUGUGGACCUUCGAAUUGGGACACAGCUUGUGCAUUAAUCUUAUGCUAGACCAAUCAGGUGGCAGUGUUAUGUUUAAGUAAAGUCUUUGUUGACUUCCUAAUGAUUUUUCACCUAAAAUGGAGGUUUUCUGAGACAGAUGUUACACAAAUGUUACAGUUUAUGCAAAUGUUACAAAUGCACUUCUCAUUGUUUGCUAAAUAUAUUGUUUUACUUGAUUGUAUCCCUUCAGUAAGUCCUGUCAUGUUUUGGUAAUAAAGAUGUUUAACUAUCAAAAGUAAAGACUGCGUGUUUUUUCGAAGGGUACUUCCAUCAAGUGCCAGUGUGGGAAAUGCUAAAUUGGUACUUAAAAGAUCUGGCAGCAUCUUCAGUGCAGUUUUAAUAGUCCUUGAAUAAACAGAGUGAAUUGUCAGAUCUUGUUGCUG
This is a messenger RNA of Misgurnus anguillicaudatus (oriental weatherfish), 3470 nucleotides long. RefSeq names its product solute carrier family 35 member A3b (gene slc35a3b). Gene Ontology annotation, biological process: pyrimidine nucleotide-sugar transmembrane transport. Gene Ontology annotation, molecular function: pyrimidine nucleotide-sugar transmembrane transporter activity. The record is from RefSeq and is a predicted model, not a curated record. Gene Ontology annotation, cellular component: Golgi membrane. Lineage: Eukaryota; Metazoa; Chordata; Actinopteri; Cypriniformes; Cobitidae.